Messenger RNA from Monoraphidium neglectum, 1290 nucleotides. RefSeq lists its product as hypothetical. Gene Ontology annotation, biological process: transmembrane transport. Gene Ontology annotation, cellular component: membrane. Bases 1 to 1290 code for a protein of 429 amino acids. NCBI's taxonomy places the organism in Eukaryota, Viridiplantae, Chlorophyta, Chlorophyceae, Sphaeropleales, Selenastraceae. The record is from RefSeq and is a predicted model, not a curated record. The transcript has 5 exons. Gene Ontology annotation, molecular function: transmembrane transporter activity.
AUGGCCCUCGCCGGCGCGGCGCAGUCCAUCGGCUGGCCGUGCGUCAUAUCAGUCAUCGCGAACUGGGUCGGCCGCGGGCAGCGCGGCCUUGUGAUGGGCGUGUGGGCGGCAAACACUUCUCUAGGGAAUAUAGCGGGCGCCGUGGCUGCGUCGGCGUGCCUGCGGCUGGGGUGGGGCUGGAGCUUCGUGGCUCCGGGGGUUGCGCUGAGUGGGGCAGGCCUUGUUGUGUUUUUGCUGCUGGUAGCGGCGCCCGAGGACGUCGGAUUGGCGGGCCCCGCGGGCGCGGCGGGGGGCGGCGGGGGCCCGGCGUACGCGGCAGUGGGGACUGCGGACGACGGCGGGGCGCGCGGCGCAGGGCCCGGACGGGCGGCGGCGCGGGCGGCGGCGGCGGGCGGCGGUGGAGGUGGCGGUGGUGCGGGGACAGGGACCGGCGACGGGGCCCUGCACUUCGAGGUGGAGGGUAAUGGCGGCUGGGAGGACUGGGGGGAUGACGACUUUGACGCCGUCGAGGAUGACUACCCAGACACCGUCUCCCUAAACCCCCGCGACGGCCCCCGUGCACUGCCCCUCUCCACGCCCGCGCGCACCGCGUCAACGGCCGCCGCGCGGCGGCCGCGCAGCGGCGGCGGCGGCAACGGCGGCGGCGGGCCCGCGCCGCUGUCGUUCUGGGCGGCGUGGGCGAUUCCAGGGGUGGCGUCAUUCGCGCUGGCCCUCUUUUUCAGCAAGCUCAUUGCGUACACAUUCCUUUAUUGGCUGCCAUUUUACAUGAGCUCAACGCCCAUUCAGGGUCGCUUGCUAUCCCCAAAAGAAGCGGGCGACCUGUCGACCCUCUUCGACGUCGGCGGCAUCGCCGGAGGGGUAGCUGCCGGGUACCUGUCCGACCGGACGGGCGCGAGCGCGUGCGUCGCGGCGGCGUUCACGGGCGCGUCGCUGCCGGCGCUGUACGCGUACCGCGCGCUUGGGCGCGGGGGGCUGGGUGUCAACAUGGCGCUCAUGGCGGCCGCGGGGUUUUUUGUCAACGGGCCGUACGCGCUGAUUACGACGGCGGUCAGUGCUGAUCUCGGAACGCACGAGAGCCUCGGGGGCGAUGCCAAGGCCCUGGCUACAGUCACCGCCAUCAUCGACGGCCUGGGCUCUAUUGGUGCCGCGCUGGGGCCCGCGCUCACUGGCUACAUCGCGCAGGCGGCUGGCUUCGACGGGGUGUUCCUGAUGCUGUACCUUUCUGCGCUGGCGGCGGGCGCGCUGCUGGCGCGGCCGGGGCUCAAAGAGGGGUGCGGCUCCGGCGAUUGA